Molecule: messenger RNA, 2766 nt
Organism: Musca vetustissima
Lineage: Eukaryota; Metazoa; Arthropoda; Insecta; Diptera; Muscidae
Gene: EMC1
Product: ER membrane protein complex subunit 1
Exons: 12
Coding region: 1-2766 (921 amino acids)
Biological process (GO): protein folding in endoplasmic reticulum
Cellular component (GO): EMC complex
Source: RefSeq, a predicted model, not a curated record
AUGAUUGCAACCAAAAGAAGUUGGUCCAAAGCGGUGGCGCUGUUUUUGCUCGUGACCACCACCAUUAGUACGGUCAAUUGUCUAUAUGAAGAUCAAAUCAAGAAAUUUGACUGGAAAACCACACAAAUUGGUGGGGUGAGUCAAGCCUAUUUGGAAUUGAACGGGUUCCAACCUCGUUUGCUGGUAAGCACCCGGGAAAAUGUGAUUGCUUCGCUGUGUCCCAAAACGGGGGAAAUUAUUUGGCGUCAAAUAUUCGAAAGUGGCCCCAGGGGUAACAUAAAACUAUUGCAGUUAUCAUCUGCUGCAUCGGGUGGCGAUAAUACAGCAGCUGCCCGCCCAGGUACCACAAGCGGUUUUGAUCUACUUACCGUUCAGGGUCAUGCCCCGGCUUUGGUAAGAGGUUGGAAUGCCAAUACCGGCAAUUUGGAAUGGGAAUGGUCUCUGAUGCCAAUACAAACAGAAAAGGCCGCCUCUUCUAUGUGGUUUUAUCGUAAUGCCAUGCUUUAUCAUGUUUUGCCGGUGUGGAAAUCUCAUUUGGAGGUGACACCUUAUUUUGCUAGUUCUGGCCAGGCCACAGGAAAUACAGCCAAGAUUACCGCUCCUUGGAUAACGGAGGAAAAAUGUCUGUUAGCUGGUACCUAUUUGGCAUGUGUUGAGGGUAAUCAAUUGAUUAGCUUGGAUUUGACGGCAAAUCAACCCCAAGUUUUAACCAAGGCAUUGGGUGAAACGUCAGGAAAGCCAAUUAAGGCUGUGGAGGGCCUAAAUGGCGUUGUCAUUGUUGAUGGCAAACUGGUGCCAGUUAGGGAUGACAUCAAAACAUGUGAAUCCCUGCGAGGAGAUAGUUUCACCAUUGGCCGUUUCAAUAAUCAAAAUGUCAUUGUGACUGCCAGCAUUAAGGAUAAGAAUCUUGUCAUUGAUGGCUAUACCCUGGAUACUUGCCAACAAGUUUCAGAACUUUCUCAUUCUCUGGUGUAUCCCGAACAUUAUGGCCCUGUUCAAAUUAAAACAUUCGAUUGUAAAGUGAAUCGUAACUCAGAUGGCAAAGGUUGUUUAUUUAUUGCCGAUACAACAGAUGAUAGUAUUUUGGCCAUACAACAAUCGAAAUUCCGUUGGACCCGAUCGGAGGCUUUGGCAAAUGUUAUCGCCACGGAAUUUAUUGAUUUACCCUUGGCCGAUAGUGAGGGUGAAUUGGAAAAUGAGAUGAAGGGAAAAGCUGGUGAAGAUCCAAGUUUGGAGACCGAUAUUGUCAGUGCCUUCGCCCAUCGCAUUGGCUCACAAGUAAUGCAUUUCAAGAGUUUGCUGUUGCAUGUCAUUGGUUUGGGUGCCAAACCAUCGGCCACACAAAAAGCCGGCAUUGUAAGAGAUGCCUUUGGCCUGCACAAAAUGUUGGUGGUGCUCACAAAGAGUGGCAAAGUUUUCGGUAUUGAUAACAUCAGUGGUAAACAACAUUGGCAAUUAUAUUUGAAAAAUGUUGAAGAGUUUGGCAAUGGUGAACAAAUGCGUCUGCUGACACAACGGACAAGUAAACAUUUCCCCCUCCAAGCAUUGUGUGUGGUAAUUGCUAAGGAUAAAUUAUCUGGAAAUGGUGUGUUGUAUCGUUUUAAUCCCAUCACCGGUCAGCCAGCUGAAGGUGGCCUCCUCCAAUUGAAUUAUAAAAUUAAACAAUUAUCGUUGUUGCCGGAAACCGAUACUGAUUUUGUUAAGGGCAUACUUAUUGUCGAUGCCAAUGAUAAGGUGCAAGUUUAUCCCGAGAAUGCUAAAGUGAAGGCCGAUGGUUUAUACAUAUACACAGCCGAUAAGUCCAAGGGAUCCCUAAAUGGUUUCCACGUUAAAUAUGAAAAUAAUCAACUGACCACCAUCCCCUUGUGGAAUGUCGAUGUCAGUGGCCACAAUGGUGACCACGAAAUCAUUGCUGUUGCCUCCAAAAACCCCAUUGAGCGUGUCCAUUCGCAGGGUCGUGUUAUGCCCGAUCGUUCGGUUCUUUAUAAAUAUAUUAAUCCCAAUUUGGUGGCUGUAUUCACUCAGGCCUCGGAUAGUAUACACAAAUAUUUACUCAAUGUCUAUUUAAUUGAUGUUGUUUCCGGCUCGGUGGUCUUCUCAAUGAUGCAUCGUAAAGUACGUCCCCCAUUGCAUGUGGUGCAUUCAGAAAAUUGGCUAGCCUAUGCCCAUUACAAUGACAAAGUUCGUCGCACAGAAAUAACCACCAUUGAAUUAUACGAAGGCAAGACACAAGCCAACAGCACGGUAUGGAGUUCAUUGAGUGCUCCUCCCAUGCCAUUGGUAGAAAGACAGACCUAUAUUAUCCCAACUUUGGUUACCUCAAUGAGGGAAACAAUUACCGAGCGUGGUAUUACCAGCAAGGAUGUGUUGAUUGGCACAUCUAGUGGCUCAAUUGUAGAAUUACCCUGGGCCUUGCUAGAUCCUCGCCGCCCCAUUUCUUCAUCCUCCAAUGGACGUGAUGAAGGUGCCCUGCCCUAUGUACCCGAAUUGCCACUGCCCACUGAGAAUAUGAUUAAUUAUAAUCAAACCAUACCCAGAUUGCGUUAUAUCUACACCGCACCAAGUGGUUUGGAAAGUACCUGUUUGGUGGUCUCGGCUGGUUUGGAUGUCUUUGUUACCCGCAUUUCACCCUCGAAAACCUAUGAUUUACUUAAAGAAGACUUCGAUUACAUUCUGAUUUCAAUUGUUUUGGUGGUAUUGACAACUGGCUCACUGGUGGCCAAACAUUUAGCAUCGCGCAAAUCCCUUAAACAGGCAUGGAAAUAA